UUACAAGUGGCGGCCGUUUCUCCCCACGCUUCGAGCUCACACUCACUCGCGGCUCGCGUCGGAAGAAGCUCUUGGCUCCCUGAAGCGAUCGAGGGUUGUGCAGAACCGCACAGCACGCUGCUCCAGCUCUCCAGGUGAUGUGCACCAUCUCUCCCCUAAUGGCGUCCGUGAGUGCUGCUCGAUUCGUCUCUGGGAGCUCUUACUGCGGCUCUGCAGGAGCAACUGGGUCAGAUUCCAAAACAGCAUUGACCCACAAUGACCUGAAAAACCAACCAAUGACACACUGUGGCUUGAGGUCCUUGAACAAGUUGGAUAUGCUGCAGACUAGGACUAAUGUAAGGGCAGGCAGCAGACAAUCGCGAAGAAAGGCAUUAAAGACACAGGUUGCGAGCCCCUUGGGAGUUAUAAAAUGUGGAACUGGGAUGAACUUAGUUUUUGUAGGUGCAGAAGUUGGUCCAUGGAGCAAGACUGGUGGACUCGGUGAUGUUCUUGGAGGACUUCCACCGGCUAUGGCAGCAAUAGGUCACCGGGUCAUGACUGUGUGCCCUCGCUACGAUCAGUAUAAAGAUGCUUGGGAUACAGAGGUGGUGGCUGAGGUAAAGUUCUCUAACGGCUCAUACUUGUAUUGCGCUCACAUUUUCCAUGGAAUGUCUCGGAGCCUUCUUUUCGUUCUGCAGGUUAAAGUCGGUGAUAGAAUCGAAACGGUUCGCUUCUUCCACUGCUACAAAAGAGGAGUUGAUCGUGUGUUUGUAGAUCACCCCAUGUUUCUCGAGAAAGUAUGGGGGAAAACUGGAUCCAAGAUUUAUGGUCCCCAAGCGGGGAAGGACUAUACUGAUAACCAACUUAGAUUCAGCUUGCUAUGCCAGGCAGCUUUGGAAGCACCACGAGUUCUAAACUUGAACCUCAGCAAGUACUUCAAGGGACAUUAUGGCGAGGAUGUUGUUUUUAUUGCUAAUGAUUGGCACACUGCUCUUCUCCCUUGCUACUUAAAAUCAAUGUACAAGCCUAGAGGAAUCUACAAAAAUGCAAAGGUUGCUUUCUGUAUCCACAACAUUGCAUACCAGGGCAGAUUUGCAUAUGCGGACUUCUCAUUAUUGAACCUUCCAAACCAGUUCAGGGCAUCCUUCGAUUUUAUUGACGGCUACGACAAGCCUGUGAAGGGGAGGAAGAUUAAUUGGAUGAAGGCCGGGAUCCUAGAAUCGGACAGGAUUGUAACAGUGAGUCCAUACUAUGCAGAGGAACUUGUCUCUAGCAUAGAAAAAGGUGUAGAAUUGGAUAAUAUCAUCAGAAUGGCUGGCAUCACAGGAAUUGUCAAUGGCAUGGAUGUCCAAGAGUGGAAUCCAUUGUCAGACAAGUACAUCGACGUCAAAUACGAUGCUACAAAUGUGAUGCGAGCAAAGCCCCUAUUGAAGGAAGCACUGCAAGCUCAUGUUGGAUUGCCAAUUAGAGAUGUACCUGUAAUAGGCUUCAUUGGUAGGCUUGAAGAGCAGAAAGGUUCCGAUAUUCUUGCGCAAGCAAUUCCUCUGUUCAUCGGCGCAGAUGUUCAGAUAAUUGUUCUAGGCACUGGGAAGAAACAUAUGGAGAAACAACUUGAAGAGCUUGAGAUCAAGUACCCUAACAAGGCCAGGGGAGUCGCGAAAUUCAAUGUUCCCCUUGCGCAUAUGAUCACAGCUGGUGCUGACUUUAUGAUGGUACCAAGUAGAUUCGAGCCGUGCGGUCUCAUUCAGCUGCACGCCAUGAGAUAUGGAACGGUACCAAUUGUGGCAUCCACCGGCGGCCUGGUCGACACGGUAUUAGAAGGUUAUACCGGAUUCCAUAUGGGCGCCUUCAAUGUCGAGUGCGAGACUGUUGAUCCUGCUGAUGUAGCAGCGAUAGCAAAGACUGUUAAAAGGGCACUAGCAACUUAUGGCACCCCCGUUCUGAAGGAGAUGAUCGGAAACUGCAUGGCUCAAGAUCUCUCCUGGAAGGGACCGGCAAAGAACUGGGAGAGAUUGCUAUUAAGUCUAGAGGUGGCAGGCAGCGAACCUGGAGUCGACGGGGAGGAGAUUGCUCCUCAAGCUAAAGAGAAUGUGGCCACUCCUUAAGCUUGGUCAGCUUCCAAUACCAGCUUUUCAGUAUGCUCCAAUGAACUAACCAACAACCCUAACGGCUGACCCUUGUCAAAACACAAAAAAGAAGAAAAUACCCUAAUCGUCAUCUUAUAUAAAAACUUCCUUUUCCCCCAUCUUUCCUUUGGUGUAAUAUUAGAAGAUUCUCAUUGAUUGUCCCCUCCCUCAUUCGAAUGUUGAAAUUAGCUAUGU
Rhodamnia argentea is the source of this 2300-nucleotide messenger RNA. Its product is annotated as granule-bound starch synthase 1, chloroplastic/amyloplastic-like. The transcript is spliced from 13 exons. Lineage: Eukaryota; Viridiplantae; Streptophyta; Magnoliopsida; Myrtales; Myrtaceae. The record is from RefSeq and is a predicted model, not a curated record. The coding region runs from base 138 to 2084 and encodes 648 amino acids. Gene Ontology annotation, molecular function: alpha-1,4-glucan glucosyltransferase (UDP-glucose donor) activity.